Messenger RNA from Aphis gossypii (cotton aphid), 2930 nucleotides. Its product is annotated as nose resistant to fluoxetine protein 6-like. Gene Ontology annotation, molecular function: acyltransferase activity, transferring groups other than amino-acyl groups. Lineage: Eukaryota; Metazoa; Arthropoda; Insecta; Hemiptera; Aphididae. The coding region runs from base 301 to 2571 and encodes 756 amino acids. The transcript has 13 exons. The record is from RefSeq and is a predicted model, not a curated record.
GCCUCCCAGUCUCAUGCUAUACGUUGACGGUCGUUCAAGUCCACUGGGGCGGAUGACGAUUAGAUUACGAUUUUUUGCACGGAGGAUUGAACGGUCGUAAAAUAAAUAUUUUCGUCAUCACAUUACAAUAUUAUUAAAAAUUGUACAAUAGUGCGAGAUACAAAUAAUUAUAUUAUUUACGCGUUUGCGUAUGUUUUUAUUUUUUUUUUUAUAAUGCACGUUAGUAUAGUUUAUUAAUAGUAUUUAUGAAAUUUCUUUAAACAAAUUUACAUGAAAAUUACGCGAUAAAAAAAAAUCAGGAUGUCUAUACAAUCGCUUUUGCGAUGGUCGAUGUCUAUAGCCACGUUAUUGGCACUGGUGUUGGCUGAGUCAAAUGGUCAAGUUCGUAAGGACGACGAUAAUAUUUUGCUACUACCCAAGCCGAUACAAUUAUCUGCAGACAACAGUUCCCGCUUGGUGUUAGCUGGUGACCAAAAUGAUACAUCGCUACAGGACAAAGACAUUUUUCCCGAUUCAUGGGUCUCCGAUUUGUUUUACCGCGCAUUAUCCAAUUUUACAAUGCGGCGCGUGGGCAGCACCGCUUGUCAGCAACAAGUGGAAAUGUACGUUAAACACUUACAGAAUUACACGGACUGGGCAGUAAGAAUGGGAGAGUCUUGGAAUCGGUAUCCCAUUGGUAUAUUAGCAGGCAACAAAUAUCAUAUGGGAAUUUAUGACGAAUGUGUCAACGUGCAUUAUCCAGUUAAGGGACAGUAUUGUUUAACUGAAAUACAUUUAAAUCCGUCAAAAGGGAAAAAAUACAGUUUUGACAACGAAACAGUAAACUUGGACGAUGAUGUGAUUAACAAUCACGCAUGGAAAACAAUACUUGAGUGGAUCGAUACUCCAGACCAAGUCAAAAGAAACAGUUUGAAUUUAGGGAUAUGCAUACCGGAUUCUUGUUCGGCGUCAGAUCUACAGACGUCAUUGCAAUCGGAAUUGGACAAGGUGUUUUUACCGGAGAACUUUAAAGCUGUCGUUCAAGUAGACCCGAUAAUGUGUACUGUCAGUGAAGAUAUGUAUCCUUACAACACGGGGUAUUAUAUAACGAGCACAUUUUUUGUAUUACUAGCUUUGAUCUGUUGUGGUGUAACUGUAUUUCAUUUCAUACAACUAUCGUGGAAACAAAUAAAAAUAUUACCUGAUGACGUAUUCUUCAUUUCAUUUUCAUUUAUCAAAUCUGGCAAAGAAUUGUUGAAAUAUGAUAAAAACAACGAAUUAAAUGUACUGAAUGGUUUAAAAGUGCUCACCAUGAUAUUUAUUUUAUUCGGUCACAGAUUUAUGUAUUUAGCAGGAAAUCCUAUAAAUAAUACCACAUUUCUCGAAAAUAUAUAUCAAUAUGGACCAGAUAUUUUAUUAACAAGUAUGAAUCUAGUCGAUCCAUUUUUCUUCAUUACUGGUUUUAUAAUGUACUUGACAGUCUCUCCAAUAUUUCUAAAACCUGGACCAGUAUGGUUUAAACUAGCAUCACCGGUAAUCUACCGAAUAUUAAGAAUGUUGCCGGCUUAUUGUGCGAUGAUGGCGAUCACAGCUAAUAUCGUACCUCACCUUGGUGAUGGACCACUAUGGCCACAAAAAACUUGGCACGAAGCCGAGAUGUGUAAAAAAUAUUGGUGGACCAAUUUGCUUUUUAUAAGUAAUUUUUUAAAUGCCAAAUACGAAUGCCUCAUAGUGAGCUGGUACAUAUCGUGUGACGUUCAGUUUUUCAUAAUUGGAGUUAUUAUGGUUUAUAUUUACACAAAGAACAAUAAAUAUGGAAUUGGAUUACUUACUUCUAUUCUUGUUGUAUCAAUAUUUGUUCCGUUCAUAAUCACGAUUUUGACAAGAGGUGAAGGAAUACUUAAAGUUCACAUUCCAUUUUUAGAAAAUCCUAGACAGUCUAUAACGUUUAAUGGAUCUUAUAGAGCAAGUUACAUGCGGGCCACGCCAUUUUUUACCGGAUUGAUAAUGAGUUUUAUUAUCAAUAAAUUGAAAGAGAAAAAAAUGAAACUUUCACUGAUUACUGUAUACACCGGUACGUUCAUCAUAACCGUGGCUUGUUUGUGGGUUCAGUUUUACGGUGCUAUAUUUUAUAAAAGACAUAGACCUUAUUAUCCAUUAGAACAAGCCUUAUAUUCUACUUUCAGUCAUUGUACAUGGACGGUAGUGUGUGUGUGGGUCUCUGGUUGCUAUUACACAAGUGGCUACGGUCUUAUAUCAAAAUUAUUUGAUAACAGACUUAUGGUACCCUUGGGACGGCUUUCAUACUCUGUUUUCUUAGUGAAUCUAAUCGUAAUGAUGAUGUCUCAGAGUUCACAAAGAUUACCUACUUUUCUAUCAGCAAAAUCAUUGCUGGAUGCUUGGAUAUACGAUACAUUUAAAACGUAUUUGAUGGGUUUAGCAUUAUAUUUAAUCGUCGAAGCACCAUUUGGAAAUUUGAUUAAACUAAUAUUUUGGGGAAAUAAAAAGAAAAACUCAUCUAUAAGAAAAGAAAAACCAAUUGAAAAAGUUACAGUUGUAGAAACUCCAAAAAAAGUUAUGACUCACCUAUGAAUAAUAACUGAUUAAGUCUUAUAAAGAAAUAAUCGGAAUGUAUACUACCUAUAUAGUUUAAUUUUCGUUAGAUUUUAUUACAAUUAGGGAAUUAUAUUGGAUUAAUAAUAUUUUUACUUGUAAAAAUUAGUUUAGUUCUUUAAACGUGUAUGAUACAUUUUUUAAGGUUUUUUGCAUUAUAUUUUUUUAUUCCUGUGUAUGAUAUUUAGAAAUGUAUUAUUUACGUAUAUAUUUGUUUUUUUGUUUUAAAAUAAACGAAUUUUUUAUAUCUAUUGGUAUCAUAAAUUUUGCAUGGUAUGAUUAUACUGAUAAGAUAUACAUUGUAAUAUACAUACAUUAAACUACUGUUUCUAAUUACA